GUUAUGUUAUGACCUGCGGCGCGUGGCGAAAGGAGGAAAAUCCGAAGGCAUUAGAAUUGGGAUGUUCCAUUCCAUCGAAUGCGAUGUGAUUGGCUCCUCCGUUAGGGCAAAAUAAUGGCGGGAGCUACUGCGUCCUGUGUUUUCUGUGCGAUUGCCACCAAAUCCACCUCUCUUCUUCAUUCCGACGAUAAGGUCGUGGCUUUUCAGGACAUUAAUCCAUCUGCAUUCAGGCAUUACUUGGUAGUUCCUGUGGCGCACAUUCCGACUGUUAAAGAUCUCCAGAGAAAAACUGAUGACUAUUCUUUGGUGAGUCACAUGUUAGAGGUGGGGAAAACGUUAUUACAUAGAGAUGCACCUCAGUCCCAGCAGUACAGAUUUGGCUUUCAUCAGCCUCCGCUGAACUCUGUUAACCACUUACACCUCCAUUGUUUGGCGCUACCAUAUUCACCCAGAUGGAGAUCCAUAAAAUACUUGUCUUUUGGACCCCUUGGCUUCAUUGAAGCGGAGAAGUUUCUGGAAAAGAUAAAGCCAUUGCCCACGGGUCAAUCAAAAGUAUAAGCGUCUGUUUGAUUUCCAGUUACCCCAACCUGAUAAUGCUUUCCAAUUAAAGAUCAAUGGUCUAGGUUAACUGACGCGCACAUAACUAGACACCACCAACAGAUGUUCUCCCACAACAUUUCUUCUGCCCAAGAAACAUGGUUUGCAGUUAAAACAAUCAGAGUCUAGUUAACUUGAAGUUAUUGUUUGUACUUAUAUUUGGCGUUUCAUCUUUCCAGAAAGAUGCUAUAUAGAUUGGAUCUCAUUCAAACUUACCUCAGUUCAGUCUUCUGACAAGCAAAACUUGUAGGUACAGUUAUCCUUUUGGAUCUGUUGAUCAUGAUGCCUGAUGUGAUGUCUCGACCUUCAAAUGGAGAACAAUAAUAAUGGUAUUUGCUAUACAUGUAUCACAAUUCAGUAGCUCUACUGACGGAUAUUUAGUAUAAUUUGCUGUGUUGUAACAACAGGAUACUGUAGUGGUGAGUCUGGUGAUUACCAUAUUAUUAUAACACUAGCACAGACAAAAUUCUUUAACUCUC
Cajanus cajan (pigeon pea) is the source of this 1076-nucleotide messenger RNA. It is a transcript of the gene HINT4, whose product is annotated as histidine triad nucleotide-binding 4. Lineage: Eukaryota; Viridiplantae; Streptophyta; Magnoliopsida; Fabales; Fabaceae. The record is from RefSeq and is a predicted model, not a curated record. Gene Ontology annotation, molecular function: catalytic activity.